This is a messenger RNA of Rotaria socialis, 1017 nucleotides long. The record is from the annotation of a GenBank genome assembly. Lineage: Eukaryota; Metazoa; Rotifera; Eurotatoria; Philodinida; Philodinidae.
AUGUUUCUAUCAAAUAGAUGGGUGGUAGCGCGAAGAACUCGAGUAAGAGACUUUCGUGAUAUCGAGCAACAGCCAGAGAAGUAUAAACAAGAAGACGAUGCUGAUCUCAACAAGUAUUGUUGCUGCUGCUCAGUUAUAGCAUUAGCCGGAGCUUUGAUUGGUUUGAUAAUUGCUGGAACAGCUCUUGGUAUAGGUAUUGCAUUGCUUGUGAAAACGUCCGGUACAUCAUCGGCAUGUUGUUGCCAAUCAAGUUUAGAAGCUACAGUUCUUGCAACUGCCGAAACAACCAACGCUACUGAUACAACUACGCCUAUUUGUUUUUCUGCCGAUCAACAUGUAACUUUGGCGAAUGGCCAGGUGAUAUCAAUACAGAAUUUGACAGCCGGCGAUCAUGUUUUAACUUUGUCUGAUGAUGGCAAGCGUUUUAUCGCAUCUGAAGUGGCAUUCUUUAUUCAUGCUGAAAUGAACAGAACUUCUCUGUUCUAUACUGUGACAACGGAGAGCGGUCAGCAAAUAAGCGUUACACCAGAUCAUUAUAUUCGUGUCGAAAACAAGGGAUAUAUAAUUGCUUCUCAAUUAACAUUAAACUACUCACUUUUCGUUGCACAUUUGAAUCAUCCAGUUCGUAUUCGUUCAAUUGAAAAAGAAUUCAAAGUAGGUCUUUUUAGUCCGGUUACUUUUGCUGGUACAAUCCUUGUUAAUGACGUAUUUGCUUCGUGCUACUGCCUGAACAAUCUUCGUGGUACACACUACGAAAAACAUCAAUUAUAUGCACCAUUUCGUUUAUGGUACUACGUGGCAAAAUACUAUUUAGGAUUCGGUAGUGAAGUUUAUGAAAUGCCAAGAGAUAAUAUUCAUUGGGCCAUCGGUACGUACGUUCACUAUGGCCACUAUGUUGUCUUUAUUUAUCGAUCAUUGUGUGCUCUAUUCCUCGUGGUUUUGAUCGAAAUUUUUAUUCGCAUUAGCGAAACUAUUCACCCCAUCUUGUUUGAACAUUCUUCUUAUUAUAAGAGAUGA